Molecule: messenger RNA, 3360 nt
Organism: Rhizopus microsporus ATCC 52813
Lineage: Eukaryota; Fungi; Mucoromycota; Mucoromycetes; Mucorales; Rhizopodaceae
Exons: 9
Coding region: 1-3360 (1119 amino acids)
Biological process (GO): DNA repair; DNA-templated transcription; chromatin remodeling
Cellular component (GO): Ino80 complex; nucleus
Molecular function (GO): ATP-dependent chromatin remodeler activity; ATP hydrolysis activity; ATP binding
Source: RefSeq, a predicted model, not a curated record
AUGUUAGACCUAUCUUCAGAAUCUGAGACUGAAUAUCAAGAUCAUAGACAGCCAAGCGACCGCAGAGUGGAAAGUGAAAGAAAGCAGAUUUGGGCACAUAUUGUCAAGAAGGAUAUUCCAAGAAUGAACCGUAUUCUUUCUCGUGUACAAGCAACUCGAUCAGGCAACUGCAAAAAGAUCGCACAGUAUUGCCAAAAGGAAGUGCGACGAGCAGCCACAAAUGGUGGACGUGCCAACCGUGAUCUGCAGAAUAAAGCUAAACGUGUUAGUAAAGAAAUGUUGUUAUUCUGGAAGAAGAACGAAAAGGAAGAGCGUGAGCUUAGAAAGAAGGCCGAGAAAGAAGCACUUGAUCGAUUGAAGCAAGAAGAAGAGCGUAGAGAAGCUCAACGACAAGCUCGUAAAUUGAAUUUCUUGAUCACUCAAACAGAACUCUACAGUCACUUUAUUGGAAGGAAGAUUAAGCAGGAUACAGAAGAAGAUGAAGAAACGGCACAACCAGCGCCUUCAGGAUUAUCUACUCCUUUAGAACCUGUUUUGCCACAAGAUGAACUGGAUGAACAGGCUGGUAUUACAAAUCUUGGAGCGGUUGAUUUUGAUGAAGAUGAUGAAGCUGUGCUCAAAGAAAAGGCAAGAUUAAGUGCACAGAAUGCCUUGGCCAAACAACGUGAAAAGACAAGAGAAUUUGAUGUUGGUGCUCGUGAAAGACGUAUCGCAGCUGGUGAUGAUGUCAAUGUCAAUCAAACGGCACUUGAUGAUAUGAACUUCCAGGAGCCUUCUAGUAUGGGAUCUGGUCCUGAAGUAAAACAGCCUAGCAUGUUGAUGUGUCAACUUAAAAGCUACCAACUCAAGGGUCUCAACUGGCUCGCCAAUUUGUAUGAGCAAGGUAUCAAUGGCAUUCUUGCUGAUGAAAUGGGGUUAGGAAAGACUGUCCAAUCUAUCUCAUUACUGGCAUAUCUUGCAGAGGUACAUAAUAUCUGGGGUCCCUUUCUUGUAAUUGCACCUGCUUCUACAUUGCAUAAUUGGCAACAAGAAUUUACAAAGUUUGUUCCUCAAUUUAGGGCACUUCCAUACUGGGGUAAUCCUAAAGAUCGUAAAACGUUACGUCAAUUUUGGAGUCGUAAGCAGCUGUAUGGCAAAGAUGCACCUUUUCAUAUCGUCAUUACAAGUUAUCAACUUAUCUUGACGGAUGUAACUUACUUUCAACGUGUAAAAUGGCAAUACAUGAUCUUGGAUGAAGCUCAAGCCAUCAAGAGUUCAUCUAGCGCUCGUUGGAAGCAACUACUUAGCUUCCAAUGCCGUAACCGACUGCUGCUUACGGGUACACCUAUUCAGAACAGUAUGCAAGAACUGUGGGCUCUGCUUCACUUUAUCAUGCCUACCUUAUUUGAUUCACACGAAGAGUUUAGUGAAUGGUUUUCAAAGGAUAUUGAAAGUCAUGCCGAAAAUAAAGGCUCGCUUAAUGAGCACCAACUUCGUCGACUUCAUAUGAUCCUGAAGCCCUUCAUGUUGCGCCGUAUCAAACGUAAUGUUCAGCAUGAACUUGGUGAAAAGAUUGAAGUCGAAGUGUUUUGUGAACUGACUGCGAGACAAAGAGCUUUGUAUCGGGGACUUAAAGAAAAAAUAUCCAUUUCUGAAUUGCUUGAAAAAGCAACUUCCCUCAGUGACAACGAGAGUAUGGACAGUUUGAUGAAUUUGGUUAUGCAGUUCCGUAAAGUAUGCAACCAUCCUGAACUAUUUGAGCGUGGCGAUGUGCAAGCACCUUUUUCCUUUUGUAGCUUUAGUGAAACUGGUUCUUUAUCCAAAGAAAGCUAUCUUUACUGUCCUUAUUCGGCUACAAAUCCUAUCAAGUACCAUAUUCCCAAGCAGCUCUAUCGUGACGGUGGCAUGUUGAAAACAAUUGGGCCCAAAACAAGAGCAGGCUUUGACACCAAGUAUCUUGAUAACUUGAUGAACAUUUGGAACAGCGAUUAUAUUCAUCAAUCUGAAUUUUCAAAUGAAAAAGGUAAAGUUAACGCUGCUUUUUCAUUUUUAAGAUUUGUAGACAUGUCACCGUAUGAGGCCGGCUAUAUAUUCAAAGGUAACUUGGUGGAAAGAUGGAUCGAGCAUUUAGCUAAACGAGACCAACGCGCAAGGCGAAGAUUCUAUCAACAUGAACCUACCUCAGCAGCUAAUACAUAUGGCAUGCUGCUGAUAUCCGAUAUAGAAACGUCUACAUCCCCUUAUGUCAUCACACCAGGAUCAGCAUUAGAUGAACUGACGCAUGUUUCUGAUAAACUGGUGCACCCUGCAAGUCUAUUUGAUCAAUUUUUCCUACCGCCUGCCAGAGCUGUACCUAUAGAUAUCGUUUGUGAUGAUGUAUCAUUUAUUAGAGAAAAGCGAAAUAUUAUGUUUAAUACAGACAUCAGAGCAUGUUUCUUUGGCACACCCAAGUAUAUAAGUAAGCAGACACCUGAACAAGCAUGUAAUCUAUCCAGUGUUGUUCGAAAAUCAGAGACUGGCAUCAUGACAGUUCCUGCUACAGGACAUGGCUUCUCUUGGAUGAAAAUACCAUCCAUGAAGGACGUUAUCCUUGACUCUGGCAAGUUGGCUACUUUGGAUAAACUGCUGGAAAAACUAAAGUCUGAAAAUCACCGAUGCCUUGUCUAUUUCCAGAUGACAAAAAUGAUUGAUUUGUUUGAAGAAUAUAUUUCGUACAAGCAGUACAAAUAUCUUCGUCUGGAUGGUUCUUCCAAGAUAUCAGAAAGAAGAGAUAUGGUUCAGGACUGGCAGACAAGGCCUGAGAUCUUUAUAUUCUUGCUUAGUACACGUGCUGGUGGUUUAGGUAUUAACCUGACAGCUGCAGAUACCGUUAUCUUUUAUGACAGUGACUGGAACCCCACCGUGGAUCAACAGGCAAUGGAUCGUGCUCAUCGAUUAGGUCAAACAAAACAAGUAACUGUAUACCGUCUGAUUACAAGAAAUACGAUUGAAGAAAGAAUCCUUCAGAGAGCCAAGCAAAAGGAUGAGAUUCAAAAAGUCGUCAUUUCUGGUGGUGAGUUCAGACAAGUCGACUUUAAGCCAAGAGAAAUUGUAUCACUGCUAUUGGAUGAUGAAGAACUGGACGACAAGUUACAGCAACAACUAAAACGAAAAGCAGAUGAAGACGAAGAACAAAAGAAACGACAGACGAAGCGAAUCAAACGAUCUGCAGGAGGUGACUCAACGCCCACUCUUAGUUCAGCCAAUGUAGAUCGAUUAUUUAGCGCAGGAGAAGAUAUCAUACUAGACGACGACUCUAGUGGGGCAUCGACGCCCCAAGUGAAAAAGACAAAAGCAAGUAGAAUUGGUAGACCAAGGACGAAUAUUUCAUUUACAGGAUAA